CGGGCCGGCGCGUCUGCCCUCUGGACAUGCCGGCCCCGGGGCCCUGCGGCCCGGCGCUGCUGCCAGCCGCGCUGGCGCUGCUCCUCCUGGCCGCUGCACUCCGGGUCUUCGAGGGCGGCGCCGGGCCGCGCCCCCCCGCAGGGGAGCCGGCCCGAGACGGGCUGCGGAGGACGCUGGAGGAGCCGCGGGCGGCGGGUCGGACGUGGGGGCCGCUGCCCCUGGGAGCCUUGUACGUCGUGGGCGUCCUGGCCUUCGUGCUGCGCCGGUGUCUGCAGGGACAAGAUGAGGCCGAAGCUUCCCCGGAGGAGAAGCCGGCCGAGAAGGAGCUUCUGCGCAGAGAAGAGCAGCUGGCCCGGGAACUGGCCAAGACGGAGCAGCUCCUGGGGGGUCUGCUGGACCAGCUGGACCCUCUGUUUGAGCGUGUGGACGCUCUGGCCGGAGCCCAGCAGGACCUGCUGACCCUAAGGCUUCAGACCAUCAGCCAGCUGUUAAAGGACAAGGGGCUGGACACCGCUGUUGCUUCCCAAGAGUACAGCCCCCCUAUCCAUGAGGACCUGAGUGCUGAGGAAGAUGAUGACAGUGACCUUCAGACCGGGGGCUGGGGGGAGGAACCAGAGGAGGGAGUAACUGAGGCCUGGGCUCCAGAUGUCUCCUGGGGCCAGUCUGGGGAAAAUGGGAAGGAGUGGGGGCUCAGGAGGAGGAAAUGGAUGGAAGGGACCCAAGUCACACACUAAGAGAGGGUGCAAGAUAAAGCCUCAUGGGUUAGGGAAUGGUAUCAGUUUUAGAAAAGCCAGUAAGGAGCCAAAGCUCAGAUUUGAGGAAGUAGGCUCUCUUCAAGUACAAGAUGUUUUAAUAAAAAUAAAAUUUAUUCCAUGUAAGUAUACAGCUUGAUCAUCCCAAACAUUUGUGCUCAAACAUGCUCAAACAUAAAUAUACAUAUCAUACACACAGCACCAUAUUCUUCACCACCAGAUGGUGGCUAGUCACACGUGUUCUAGAGAUGCUGAAGCUUCAAAGCAGGCAGACUUCCCAUGUCUAACUGCUGACAGCCAUAAGGCGCUCUUCUAUCUUGUGUGGCUGCUGUAGAGAAAGAACACUAAGUGAGCCGUCUCCAUAAAUGGUGGGGGGAAAUGCAGUGAGUGUGCAGGUGGCUAACUCAAUCCUUAGAACAAGGGGAGAAGUGAGGCCUACCUGAUGGCUGCAGUCAGACUGUGGUACCAGCGGGAUAGUGCUUCUUGGUCUGUGGACAUGAGCAGCAGCUUUUCAUAGGGAAAAGAAAGCUGGGGGGUGGGAAAGAACAUCUAAGUAGCCUGUCCUGAAGUAACAGCUGGUGCUAUCCAGGAAAAGAAUGGUUACCCAGAUGUAGUUAAGGAUGGGAAUAGGGACUGGACUGGUGAGAGUACUGACAGAGGGGAACUUCCAGGAGAGGUCUGUACCUUCUCUACAAUUUACAGCCUUACAGAGUUCUCUAAAGCAGGAGUUGGCAACUUAUAACCCAUGGGCUAAACUGUCUGUUUUUCUGUACUUUUCUAAAACUUUUAUUUAAAAAUGUAAAGACCAUCCUUAGCUUACAGCAGUACAAUAAGCAGAUAGCAGUCCAUUUGCCACCUCUUGGUCUAGGGUACUACAGUUAAGUGAUUUGCCCAGUCAUAUAUAUAUAUAUAUAUAUGUAUAGGUCAGAGGUAGAACUUGAACCCAUGUCUUACUGGUUCAAAGGCUAGCUCUCCAUCCAAUGAACCACACUGCCUGUCACGUACAGAGCUUGGUGGUGGAAGCUAAUAGAGUUAAGGUCUGAGCUCUAUGGAAAGGGAUAGGAGGACAGGACCUUAUUCCUUAACCCCCGGAGAAAACUUAGGGGAAGGAAUACUAAUAGGGUGUGCAGUCUUAGUCUUUGAGCUGGAAGCAUUCUUAGAAAUCAUCUAGACCAGUCCCCUAAUUUUACAAAUGAGGAAACUGAGGUUCAGAGUGGCUAUGACUUGCCCAAAUUCAUACACUAGCUUGUGGUAGAAGUGGGACUGAAGCCCAGGUCUCCUCAUUCCUAGUUCAGUGUUCCUAUACAGUGUCUAUAAAUUUUAAAAGAAAUUCCUAAGAAGGGUAUAAAUAAGUCACUCAGGGAACUUUGGGGGGGCACCAUCUCUGUCUUGUAGGAUUGUCAGAUUGGCCAAAGUGUGCCAUCUACAAAUUGGGGCUUGAUUUAUUGUUCUGUUGAUUGUCUAGACUUAAGUGAUGGAUGUUAAUGCUGCGGAAUAAAUUCAAAAGUGUGUCAUGCA
This is a messenger RNA of Trichosurus vulpecula (common brushtail), 2270 nucleotides long. RefSeq names its product coiled-coil domain containing 107 (gene CCDC107). The record is from RefSeq and is a predicted model, not a curated record. Bases 27 to 734 code for a protein of 235 amino acids. NCBI's taxonomy places the organism in Eukaryota, Metazoa, Chordata, Mammalia, Diprotodontia, Phalangeridae. The transcript is spliced from 6 exons.